Linnemannia hyalina is the source of this 1248-nucleotide messenger RNA. NCBI's taxonomy places the organism in Eukaryota, Fungi, Mortierellomycota, Mortierellomycetes, Mortierellales, Mortierellaceae. The record is from the annotation of a GenBank genome assembly.
AUGAAUAAAGAGUCAGGCAAAGAGCAUGUCUCCUUUGGGAACUUUGUCCGGCAUUUCGAUCUGACUGACAGGGAUUCCGCGACUAAAGCCUACACUGCCCUGAUUGAUUCUCCUCUAUUGCGCAGCGAACGACGGAAUAAACUCCAGAGCGCAUUCCGGGAUUUCUUGGAUAAUCAUGCAGAACGAUUCUGGGCCGAACUUGAAUCCCAAGUGUGCUCAGAAAUUACAGCCAAGCAAGCUGGGGCAACAGCUCAGAAGGUUGGGGUAAAACAAGCAGAGAUCUCUUAUACAAAGUAUUUUGCAAACGUUGACGAAUCGGUGCGGGCCUCGGUUACUCUUUCACCCGACGACGUCGUAUAUGAUAUCAUCGCCAACGCUGAUCAGGCAAACGAACAACAGGCGACGAGCACUACAGCAUAUUUGAAACGGGAUGUUGAUGGCGAUGUCACAUUCGCGAUGGUCAUCGACCUUGCUGUCGAGGAUGUUGAAGCUGAAAUCACAGACGAGGCGAUUACUGGCGCGCUACCGUCAGCCACACUAUCUUCUAGAACGACCUCGUCGACCAGCCCCACGGCGCCAGCGCUAUCGUCCUCACAAAAGUGCAGAAAAUCGUUCACUAAAAAGAACCGUCGAUCGUUGGAAGGGCGUUAUCAAGCGCUCGGAGAAAAAUGGAUCCUCGCAUCUGGGACAAUCGUAGAAGACGUGCUAUAUACUGCAGGCUCAGAUGAGGACUGCGCAUCAUUCAGUUUCAUGCUCGACCUGGAUGAUGCCAAGACGAAAGUGCUGUUUUCUGAGGAGGACUGGGAAGAGAUAAUCUCGGAUCUUCCACCUUAUGAACACUAUGGCAAAGGAGCUGGCGAGUAUCUGGAUAAAUGUAUGGAAGUUGCCAGUAGGGAGGAUAUGAGAAAGAUCUUGGAAAAGCGACAGGAUGACCCCGAAUGCAAGAUCAUAUACUAUUGUAUGGAUCAAUGGAAUCAAGACAUCGGCACCGUUGAUAGAAAGAAAAUCGGUGUCAAGGCCGACUUCCUAUGGCGCACAAUAUCAUCCCCUGGCAUCGAUUGGUCGGUUGGGGAGUCAGCGACCGUGUGGGACCCAGCCUCCAUGAAGUAUCGCAACGAAGGUGUCUUCAAGCUGCCUCGACAACUUCAUGACAUCUUGGUUGCGAGAACAAGUGAGGCUGGUGGCGUUGACUCUCUUCGCAAGGACGUCCACGCGGAGCUGGAGGAGGUGCCGGAGCAAGGUGAGUAA